AUGUAUACAACUGGCAACUUUACACAGACACUGGAAGAUGUGUUUAAAAACGUUUUUGAAAGAUACAUGAAUAAUUGGCGCAAUAACGACACAACAGAAAAUAACAAAUUGCAAGCAACUCUAGAGGCUGAGAACUUUGACUAUGUGAUCCUAUAUUUAAUGGUAAUGAUUGGGAUGUUUUCGUUCAUCAUUGUGGCAAUCUUGGUGAGCACUGUAAGGUCAAAGAGAAAUAAGAAUUCUGAGGAACCUUAUGAUGAUCCGUACAACAAAUAUAUUGCCAAUGACUGGACACAAAAACAGUGUAUAGUAGUGGAAAAUACUGCUGCAAAGUCCUACUCUUUGCCUACAUCUUCAUAA
Bombina bombina (fire-bellied toad) is the source of this 357-nucleotide messenger RNA. It is a transcript of the gene KCNE2, whose product is annotated as potassium voltage-gated channel subfamily E regulatory subunit 2. Gene Ontology annotation, cellular component: membrane. The coding region runs from base 1 to 357 and encodes 118 amino acids. Gene Ontology annotation, biological process: potassium ion export across plasma membrane; ventricular cardiac muscle cell action potential; regulation of ventricular cardiac muscle cell membrane repolarization. The transcript has a single exon. Gene Ontology annotation, molecular function: delayed rectifier potassium channel activity; voltage-gated potassium channel activity involved in ventricular cardiac muscle cell action potential repolarization; transmembrane transporter binding. The record is from RefSeq and is a predicted model, not a curated record. Lineage: Eukaryota; Metazoa; Chordata; Amphibia; Anura; Bombinatoridae.